AUGUCCGAACCACCAUCAUCUCUACCGCAACCUCCUCCCAGCACACAGCCUGCUCCUCCAUCCUCAUCAACACCGCAGCCAGACUCAAACCCUCAGUCCUUCUCUGACGCUACUGUCGUUCCAAAAACCGAACCAGACUCCUCAGAUCCUGUCGCGCUAGACACCUCCAUAGAGCAAGAAGCCGACACCAUGGCCAACAAGGACUCCGCCGCCGCCGCCCAGGAUGCGGGCGCAGCAACAGAAGAAGGGGAUAUUGGAAAUCCCGUACAAGCGACUUCCUCUGAUGCAGCAGCGACAUCGAAGAAGGAAACCAGCCUGCGCGAGUUCCUAGGGAAGAUGGACGAUUAUGCGCCUAUUAUUCCUGAUGCAGUAACAGCCCACUACCUCACACUCGCCGGCCUCCCACCACCAGGAAACGGACCGAACCAAACGCCGCCUCACCUCGCGCGGCUCCUAGCCCUCGCAACGCAGAAAUUCAUCGCCGAUAUUUCCGCGGACUCAUACCAAUACGCGCGCAUCCGGGCCUCAAACUCCUCGUCCGCGAGUAACCCCAUGGGCAGUCUAAACGCGGCUUCUGGUCUCGGUAUGCCCGCUGGCGGUGCGGCAGGCGGUGCCGGAGCUGGUGGCGGUGGAGGCGGUGGAGGAGAAAAGGGAGGGAAAGCAGGUACGCAUUUGGGGAUCCAGAGGCCUGGGUUUGGAGGUGGUGGCUCUGGAGGGUCUGGACAGGGGAGGACGGUUCUUACGAUGGAGGAUUUGGGGAUGGCGGUCUCGGAAUAUGGGGUCAGUGUUAAGAGGGGGGAAUUCUAUCGGUGA
Molecule: messenger RNA, 813 nt
Organism: Aspergillus puulaauensis
Lineage: Eukaryota; Fungi; Ascomycota; Eurotiomycetes; Eurotiales; Aspergillaceae
Product: putative TFIID and and SAGA complex TAF10 subunit
Exons: 2
Coding region: 1-813 (270 amino acids)
Biological process (GO): transcription initiation at RNA polymerase II promoter
Cellular component (GO): nucleus; SAGA complex; transcription factor TFIID complex
Molecular function (GO): promoter-specific chromatin binding; RNA polymerase II general transcription initiation factor activity
Source: RefSeq, a predicted model, not a curated record